AUGCACCAACUCGAAGUUGAUCCUGAAAGUACAUUCCAAGAACAUCAAGAUGCAUUGGACAAUAUACCCUUUUUUGUGAAAUCCAAGAACCCAGGGUGGCGCUGGAGUCCCGUAGAUCGAUUUUCCAUGUCCUGGAACAAGAUGGGGUCAUCGAAUGACGGUAGCUCUAACUAUCGGGCUACUUAUGAUAAAAAAUUAGACCUAGGAAUGAUUAAAGAACCAUACGACCUGGAGGGUCCUGAUGAGUUUGAUCCCCAGGAGAAGGAAACAAACUUGGAGUGGCUAAGGACACCUUUCUGGCGAUCUGAAGGGAGCUAUAAUUCUGGGUCUGAAUUAGCCUGGAAGCGAUCUAGGAUUGAGGGGGUCGGUAAAGAUAUCAAGCAAGACCCCCAAGCUCAAGAUGACCUUGAAUUCAAGAACAGUCUUGAAAUGGAUACUGAAAGGGCUGUAGCAAAUUAG
Molecule: messenger RNA, 459 nt
Organism: Orbilia oligospora ATCC 24927
Lineage: Eukaryota; Fungi; Ascomycota; Orbiliomycetes; Orbiliales; Orbiliaceae
Exons: 1
Coding region: 1-459 (152 amino acids)
Source: RefSeq, a predicted model, not a curated record